AAUUUUCUAUUUUUAUUUUCUCUAUAAAAUCCCUCUCCCUCUCCGUAUAAAAAGUCGAUCCACUCUCCACAAAAAGAGACAAGCGUGAAAACUCAAAGCCCCCAACUCUUCCCCUUUUCCUUUCCCUUCCCUUCCUUCUUCUUCUCUCCUUUAUCUUCUCCAUUACCCAGAAAACACAGACAUCAUUCCUUCCUACACAACAAUGGCGAAUCCCACCUUCACUUUCCUCUCCUUUCCAUAAUGACCUCUGAUUACCCCCACUUCCCUCCUUCUUUUGCCAUGAAGACGAUGCAGCCGCUUCGAUUCCCCAAUCCCCACAACUCCGACGAUGACCACGACCAAACCUCCAUUUCCUCUUCAUCUCCUCUCGACGAACUCUACUGCGAGGAAGAGAGGUGGGAUUGCGAAGACGACGAUGGGGAGGUUCUGGAUUGCCUCGACGUCGCCGGCGGUGCCCAUUGCCUUUCUCCGAUUCUGUUGCUGGAGCAGGACUUGUUCUGGGAAGACGAAGAGCUCGUUUCCCUCUUCGCCGAGGAGAAGCGAUGGAAGGGAGCAAUGGGGGUAAAGGAAACUUGCCCUGCUCGUCGGCGAGCUGUGGACUGGAUGGUUAGUGUCAGCACCCACUACGGGUUUUCCACUCUCACCUCUGUGCUAGCUAUCAAUUACCUUGAUCGGUUCCUUUCGUCGCCACGUUACCAGAAGGAUAAGCCAUGGAUGAUCCAGCUCGUCGCCGUGACUUGCCUUUCUCUGGCUGCUAAAGUCGAGGAAACCGACGUCCCACUCUUGCUUGACCUCCAGGUUGAGGAGACAAAAUAUGUAUUCGAGGCGAAGACGAUUCAAAGGAUGGAGCUUCUAGUGCUAUCUUCCCUUGGCUGGAAGAUGCAUCCGGUGACUCCAAUCUCCUUUGUGGAUCACAUUGUUCGGAGGCUUGGCCUGAAGAGCAAUGUUCACUGGGAGUUUCUCAACCAGUGUCACCAUCUCCUCCUCUGCCUAGUCUCCGAUUCAAGAUCUGUCAGAUAUAAGGCAUCAGUUCUGGCAACUGCAACCAUGAUGCACGUUAUUGACCAAGUCGAGCACUUUAACCCCAUUGACUAUCAGACUCAGCUGCUUGCUGUCCUGAACAUCAGCAAGGAAGAUGUGAAGGAGUGUUAUGAGGUGAUAAUGGAGGUGGCAAAGGGCAAUGGCGUUGGGAAGAAGAGAAAGUACUAUUGCCAUUAUGAAGAAGAAGGAGGGGUGGUGUUUCCGAGCAGUCCUAGUGGCGUGAUUGAUGCAGAAGCUUUUCUGAGCUGUGACAGCUCAAACGAUUCUUGGGGUUUGGGAAGUCUAAUGCCAAAAGCAAAAGGGAAAGGGUCAUUUUCAUCCUCUUCUUCUUCCUCAGUCUAUUCAUCUCCUCCACCACCACCAUUGGAGGCAGAGCAGCAGCCACUGCAGAAGAAGAGCAGAACCCAAGAUGACGACCAAUGGGUCUUUGUGGGUUUCGUUGGGAGCCACAAUUAGAACCAGAGGAAGGUGUGAAAGAGUCCUCAAUCAAUCUAGCAGAGCCCUCUUGUUUGGUCUCGUCGUCAUCUCCCAACAGGCUGAGAAGAAGAUUCGGUUUUGCGCCAUCUGGCCGAGCCCUGGUGAUAAGAUUAGAAUUUGAAGGGUUCCACUGGGGCAUGGCGAGAGGCAUUUUGUGGGAAAAAGAGGGGGAAGAAGGAAAGGCAAGGAAGAUCAUUGUUCAUCAAUGGUGGAUGAUGAUGAUGCGAUCUUUAUGUUUAAUUCUUAUUCAUAAUAAUUUCUGUUGUAAUUCUCCAUGUGGUAACGUUUCUCUUAAGUUGGGAAGCAUACCCUUUGACGUGGACAAUGUAUAUGUGAGAAUUGGGAUGUUAUAAUCUAAAUAUUCACGAUGAUUCAAAUAAAUUGAGGGAAAAACCAAAAAAUUUUGUAGCAUGU
Linum tenue is the source of this 1932-nucleotide messenger RNA. The record is from the annotation of a GenBank genome assembly. Lineage: Eukaryota; Viridiplantae; Streptophyta; Magnoliopsida; Malpighiales; Linaceae.